Messenger RNA from Dermatophagoides pteronyssinus (European house dust mite), 3064 nucleotides. It is a transcript of the gene csul, whose product is annotated as protein arginine N-methyltransferase 5. Gene Ontology annotation, biological process: regulation of DNA-templated transcription; peptidyl-arginine N-methylation. Gene Ontology annotation, cellular component: nucleus; cytosol. The record is from RefSeq and is a predicted model, not a curated record. NCBI's taxonomy places the organism in Eukaryota, Metazoa, Arthropoda, Arachnida, Sarcoptiformes, Pyroglyphidae.
UCAAUAUAAUAAAGUUAAUACAAGCUUAUGAUGAAAUGACAACCAUACAACCAAAUGAUGAACAAUAUUCAGUUGAAUUAUUAAAUGAUUCAAUACGAAUAAAUUCAAAUGUUUAUCAUAAAUGGACACGUCCAUUUUGGAAUACUGGAAAUUCGGUUAAUAUAUCAGUAAAUAUGAAAAUGGAUCCAAUUGCUAAUUAUAAAGAUAUUGAAUCAGUAUUGGAAAUACAAACAUUAUAUGAAUUUCAUUGGUUAGAUAUACGAUUAAAAUUUUCUUGUGAAAAAGCACAGGAAAUUGUUGGUACACAUUAUCUAGCUGAUAUAUGGAAACCAAAUCUUCGUGUAUCAAGAAUCGAUGAUAUCGAUGUAUUUGGUUCAUCGUCAUUGUCCAAGUUAACAUUUUUACGUAUUGGAUGUGAUGGUCAAGUACUCAUAAGAUAUAGUGAAGAAUUAACCAAACAGAUUACCGAAUUUGAUAGUCAAGUAAAAUUGGUUAGCUUUUUGGCCAAUAAUGAUCCAUCUGCCGAACAAUAUGCUGAAGUGACUAAAAAAAGUUGUGCACGAUCCGGUAUUGUGUUUGAAUUACGUAAAAUUGGUCGAGAAGAAUUAGAGGAUGCUGUUAUUGCAGCAAAUAAUGAUGAUACAAUUCAUGGUAUACUUGUCUAUUAUCCAGUAUUUGGUGGUGGACAUGAUCAAUAUAUACAGAAUUGUGUUAAUCCAUAUAAAGAUGUUGAAGGAUUAUGUCAUCUAUAUCGAUUCAAUAUGUAUCGUAAUAUUCGUCACAUUCAAGGACGUAGAGAUUUAAAAUCAAUUAUUCCUUGUACACCAUUAGCCGUUAUUAAAGUUUUAGAACAUUGCAAUGUAUAUGAUAAUGAUGUACCAUAUGGUAAUCAACUUCGUGGAAAAACGAUAACCAUUAUCAAUAGAAGUGAAGUUGUUGGACGACCUUUGGCCGCAUUAUUAGCAAAUGAUGGUGCCAAAGUUUUUUCUGUUGAUAUUAAUGAUAUACUUUUAUUCUAUCGUGGUCCAGAUCUUGAAUUAUCUAAAUAUAAAGUUCAAGAUACGGAUAAAAAAUUGGAAGAUGUUUUGCCCAUAUCUGAUAUUAUAAUUACGGGUGUACCAAGCUCUAAUUAUCGUGUUCCUAUUGAUUUGCUCAAAGACGGUGUAAUAGCUGUUAAUUUUGCAUGUGCUAAAAAUUUUGACGAUGAAAUUAAAACAAAAGCAUCAAUUUUCGUACCAACAAUCGGAAAGGUGACAACCACAAUGUUACAACGGAACUUGCUUCGAUUAUAUAAAUAUGGAACAUAUGAUCGCAACAAAGUUGUUAUGAAUAUACCGAAACGGAAUUUUCGAUUUCGACAAAAUGUUCGCUUGUUAGAAAAGGAAUUAAAUUUUGCCGGACAUGCUGGAAUUCAGAAUAUUAUUUUAGAAUGUCCAGAUGAUCAUGAAUCUAUCGAAAAUAUGGCCAUGAUUAUCCAUAGAAAAUUGAAUCCACAAUCAGAAACGAAUGAUCAUCAUAAUUUAGCUAUAGCAAUCAAAUUGUCAAUGGCAAAUAACAAAAAUCAAGCACAAGAAUUACGAAAAGAUCCCCAAGACAUUGAUGUUGAUUAUGAAUGGAAAAAAUGGAACCAUCUAAGAAAAAUAAUGCAAUUCCAUCCAAACAUAUCGAUCGCAUUAGAAGUGAAUGGCGAAUUGUCUGAUUCCGAUAGAUUGAAUAGAUGGCUUGGUGAACCUAUUAAAUUCAUCAUAUUGCCUACAUCUGUAUUCAUAACGAAUUCAUCGAAAUUUCCGGUUUUAAGCAAAGUUAUGCAAUCAUUCAUGGGACAAGUGAAUUUUAAAAUGGCUGGGAAUUUUUCCAUCAUUAUCAAAGGGAAUAAUCUACAUGGUCACAUCAAACAUUAUUGUCAAUAUAUUGCACACUUGCAAAAGACUGAAUUGUUUUCAGAUAGGUUGCAAAAAUUUUGCCAAUAUUACGAAGAUUUAUUACAAUAUCCUUUGCAGCCACUGAAAGAUGAUCUAGAUUCAUCUGUUUAUGAAGUAUUUGAAACCGAUCUUAUCAAAUAUCAACAAUAUGAAAAGGCUAUUCGCAAAGCUUUGGCAGACAUUCAAAAAGAUGUCAUAAUUGCAAUGGUUGUUGGUGCUGGUCGUGGUCCUCUAGUAGAUAAAGCACUUAAAGCAGCCCAUGCAGUGGGUAAAUUCAUACGAAUCUAUGCUGUUGAAAAAAAUACAAAUGCCGUGAUUACAUUAGAAAUGCUAAGAGAGUUGAAAUGGGGUGGCUAUUUAGGAUUACCUCAUGGUUAUGUUGAAAUUGUUAGUUGUGAUAUGCGUUGUUGGUCGGCACCAGAACGAGCUGAUAUUAUUAUUUCCGAAUUACUUGGAUCUUUUGGUGACAAUGAAUUGAGUCCCGAAUGUUUAGAUGGUGUAUGGAAUUAUGUUAAUCAAGAUGCGAUUUGUAUACCUCAAUCUUAUAGUUCAUAUUUAUGUCCAGUUCAAUCACAACGAUUAUAUGCACAGCUAUCGUUGGAUAAACGAUCCAAUAUUAAUGCUUAUGAAUAUGCUUAUGUUGUUCAUAUUCGAAACGCAUAUUUUAUCGAUAAACCAAAAAAAGUGUUUACAUUUGAACAUCGUCGUGGUGAUCUUCAUAGACCGCCAUCAACACGUGAUAAUAAUCGAAAAAAACGUCUAACAUUUCGUUCAAAAAUACCAGCCAUUUGUCAUGGUUUUGUAGGUUAUUUUGAUUGCUGUCUAUAUGGUGAUAUUCGUUUAUCAAUAGUGCCAUCAACACAAAAUUCGGACAUGUAUAGUUGGUUUCCGAUCUAUUUUCCUGUACAGACACCAUUUGAUAUCAAUGAUGGCCAUGAUGAUAAUGAUCAAAUUGAAAUUCAAAUUACACGAAAUGUGAAUGACUUGCAUGUUUGGUAUGAAUGGACAAUUUCGCGUCCAAUACAAUCACGUAUACAUAACCUGAAUGGAAAACAUUAUUCUAUUAGUUUACAUUGAAGAAAAAAAACAUUCAUGUCAAUCAUGUUCAAAUAACAGACAGAUCUAGUUCAAACAUUUGAAUA